AGAAGCGCGCCCGCGUCGGCCGCGCAGCAACUAGUGCGCAGGGGGAAAAGAGAAAAGGAGCUGCUACCUUGUGCCCGCGCGGCACAGAAUGAAGCCAGGACUGUGAGGGGAAGGGCGAGGGAGAACGGCACUUUUUUUUUCUUUGCGCCACCGCGGGACAUGGAUUGGAGCAGCUGCCGUAGGCUUCGCCGCCGCCACCGUCCUGCGCUUUGAUGCCGGAGGAGUUGUUCGCCCCUUGCCCGUCUCUCGCUCGCUCUCUCGCAAUGGAGGGGCUCCGCUGGGGCAAAGCUUGCCGGUGCCGGGCACCCGUGGCAGCGGGUAGGUAGACGGCAGGGCAAGGAAGUCUGCAAGGCGUGUUCGGGAGGCGUCGAGCCUCGCGCGGGAGGCGGAGGCGCCGUGGCAGCGCUACCUGGCUGGACUGAUCUGAAGCUUAACACGCUGCGAUUGUCCCGGUUCGAUCGCGGAUGGACCUUGCGAAGGAGGCUUGUUCGCUCCAGCGCUGGAGCGGGUCUCCCCCCCUGCCCCCUCCGACCAGAACAACCCUGUCAUUUGUCGCCGGAGAAGAUUACGAGAAGUUGAGUUUUGGGCUUCCUCGAUUGGAUUACUUGGCUGCUAAACUAGACAGUUUCCUGGUUCUCUUCUGGUCCCCUCGGUCGUCGUCUCUUCCUCCCUCCCCCUCCUCCCCACAAUGGAGAAGUCCAUGGGAGCAAUAAUGCAAAGUGGAGCUUUGUGGACAGGGGCAAUGACUUCCAACUACCUUUUGUUGGGUCUGACCAUCUUCUCUUCGCUUCUCCAAAUCAUGAUAGAAGGCAGCUCUUGGUGGUCUCUAGGUAUGAACCACAUGAAUCCUAUGAACCCUGUCCAGAUGCCAGAGGUGUAUAUAAUUGGAGCCCAGCCUCUCUGUAGCCAAUUGGCAGGGCUGUCUCAAGGACAAAAGAAACUCUGCCAUUUGUACCAGGAUCACAUGCAAUAUAUUGGAGAAGGUGCAAAGACAGGGAUCAAAGAAUGCCAGUAUCAGUUCCGCCACAGAAGAUGGAAUUGUAGUACUGUGGAUAAUAACUCUGUCUUUGGCAGAGUCAUGCAGAUAGGCAGCCGGGAAACUGCUUUUACCUAUGCUGUCAGUGCUGCUGGCGUGGUGAAUGCCAUGAGCCGGGCCUGCCGAGAGGGAGAGCUCUCUUCCUGUGGCUGCAGCAGGGCUGCCCGGCCAAAAGAUCUACCUCGGGACUGGCUGUGGGGGGGCUGUGGAGAUAACCUUGAUUAUGGCUACCGUUUUGCCAAGGAGUUUGUGGAUGCCCGUGAGCGAGAGCGGAUUUAUCAGAAAGGAUCUUACGAGAGCGCGAGAAUUUUGAUGAACAUACAUAACAAUGAGGCAGGAAGAAGAACAGUGUAUAACUUGGCAGACGUAGCCUGCAAAUGUCACGGUGUGUCCGGAUCAUGCAGCUUGAAGACCUGUUGGCUGCAAUUGGCUGACUUUCGCAAGGUGGGCGAUGCUCUGAAGGAAAAAUAUGACAGUGCUGCCGCUAUGAAGCUCAAUCUCCGUGGCAAACUGGUUCAGGUGAACAGCCGCUUCAAUGCACCGACUAUUUAUGACCUGGUGUACAUUGACCCUAGUCCUGAUUACUGCGUGCGCAACGAGAGCACUGGGUCUCUGGGCACCCAGGGCCGACUCUGCAAUAAGACUUCAGAAGGCAUGGAUGGCUGUGAACUUAUGUGCUGUGGCCGGGGCUAUGACCAGUUCAAGACCGUGCAGACAGAACGCUGCCAUUGCAAGUUCCAUUGGUGCUGCUACGUGAAAUGCAAGAAAUGCACAGAGAUUGUGGACCAAUUUGUCUGCAAAUAAGUGGGCUGGGUAGGAGAACCUCUUCCAGUCCACCAGCAGGGGAAUUGCCCUAAAUGAUCUCAGUUCUUAUUUAUAGUGCCCAAUGGGUUGCUUUCCUUGUUUAUAUGUUAAAUCUUUUGCAAAGAGAAAUGAUGGGGAAAUCUUGUUACAUCCAGCUCUG
Messenger RNA from Thamnophis elegans (Western terrestrial garter snake), 2000 nucleotides. RefSeq names its product Wnt family member 5A (gene WNT5A). Lineage: Eukaryota; Metazoa; Chordata; Lepidosauria; Squamata; Natricidae. The record is from RefSeq and is a predicted model, not a curated record. The transcript has 5 exons. Gene Ontology annotation, molecular function: cytokine activity; frizzled binding. Gene Ontology annotation, cellular component: extracellular region. Bases 689 to 1840 code for a protein of 383 amino acids. Gene Ontology annotation, biological process: multicellular organism development; neuron differentiation; cell fate commitment.